Molecule: messenger RNA, 1727 nt
Organism: Mytilus trossulus (common blue mussel)
Lineage: Eukaryota; Metazoa; Mollusca; Bivalvia; Mytilida; Mytilidae
Product: putative nuclease HARBI1
Exons: 3
Coding region: 195-1229 (344 amino acids)
Source: RefSeq, a predicted model, not a curated record
GGUUGUUCAACUUGUCGUUAGCACUAACGAUCCGUUAAAUUUUGCUAACGUAUCGUUAAAAUUUAACGUCUCGUUAAUUCUGUUGUUCAUCUCAUAGUUACUUUUAACGCUCCGUUAUAAUGUUCUUAACUUGAGUGAAAUUUAACGGUGGUAGGUAGCAGCGUUAAACCAUUUAACCAAGGUAUAAUUAGAAAAUGGCUGCUUUGUUAAUGCCACCACUAAGACCCAGAAAGGACAGAGUUUUUAGAGGAACUAUUUCACAUUUAACAAAUUUAAAUGACGAUGAACUAAGAAGGAGGUAUAGAUUUGGCAAGGACUCAAUUGCUUACCUUUGUAAUCUUCUACAAGACAGACUCAGAAGGACAACUAAUAAAGCAACAGCACUGACUGUUGAACAGCAAGUAUGUAUUGCACUGCGUUAUUAUGCAUCCGGCUCAUUCUUGCAAGUUAUCGGAGAUACACUGGGGUAUGACAAAGGCACAGUUUCUCGUGUUGUGAGUGAUGUGACAGAUGCCUUGAUUGCCAUUAAGGACGAUUUUGUGAGUUGGCCUACUGAUGUGGAUUCGAUCAACAGGAUAAAAUGUGGGUUUUACAGGCAAAGCAACUUUCCGAAUGUUUUGGGAUGCAUUGACUGCACACAUGUGAGAAUACAGGCACCAUCAGAUGAUGAACCAUCCUAUGUAAACAGAAAGGGGUACCACAGCAUAAAUGUGCAAGCUGUCUGUGAUUUUGAAGGCAGGUUUACCAAUAUAUUUGCAAACUGGCCAGGCUCCACUCACGACUCCCACAUAUUCAACACAUCAACUUUGUCUAAUUACCUCCAGACAAAUCACAGGGGAUUGAUAGAUGGUGUUAUUCUUGGGGACAGUGGAUAUGCUUGUCGCCCUUACCUGCUUACACCAUAUGCCAAUCCAACAGAGAGACACCAGCAAAGGUUCAACGGAUGCCAUGCCAGUACUAGAUCCGUUAUAGAGAGGACUUUUGGUAUUUUGAAAAGACGGUUUCAUGUCCUCCAUUCUGAGGUCAGAAUGAAACCAGAAAAAGUCUGCAGAAUUUUUGGGGCAUGUGCAGUGUUGCAUAACAUAGCCGUGUCUAGAAAUGAACCGUUGGUGAAUGACGACGGUGCUGGUGUUCGACUUGAUCAGCCUGUGCAAGUUCCAGCCUUUCUAGGAGUGCAAGAUGGAAGAAACACGAGAGAACACGUUGCCAGAUCAUUUUUUAACCACUGAAAUACAUAUUAUUAACACUUUUAUAUGCUUUCUUACUUUUUCAUAGACACAUGAUCCUAACUUAUUGAAGACCAUUUUUAUUACACUAUGGUCUUAAUGGAAAGAAUGUUUUAUUUUGAUGAUGUUCAAAAUAAGGAGACAUGGGGUGCAUGCCAGUGAAACAACUAUUCACCAAAGUGCAAAAUAAUUUGAUUUAAGCAACUUCUUGUUACCAUAUAUAUGACCAUCAACAACGACGGUUUAUUAUCUCAAUGAUUCGAUAUUUAAAUCAUUUAAUAACAUUAAAACUUUAUUCGAUAAGUGUUUAAGUUUUAAAUUAAAAGAUUCAAUCAUUGCUCAUGAAGUCAAACUCUUUACACAAGUGACACAGGCAGACUUAUGAUGCUUUUCAUGUCUCAGAUCAAUUACAGUUUCUUUUUUUUUGUCAGAACUAUUUGGUUCCCAUUUUACACAUCACUUCAUUUACAAACGUAUAUAUUUUGACACAAUCCACAUCCA